Molecule: messenger RNA, 3099 nt
Organism: Amoebophrya sp. A120
Lineage: Eukaryota; Dinophyceae; Syndiniales; Amoebophryaceae
Source: the annotation of a GenBank genome assembly
GCCCAGGGUACCACCAGCUGAGGGCAUUGACCUGCUGCGGUCGUAUCAAUUUGCAGCUCAUCAAUCAGCAAACGCAAACCGUACUUAACCCCGUCCGAUAGCCCAUUUUUCGCACGUAGAGAUUUUGCUGUCGAAGUUACUUUCCGUAGCCUCCUGUGCUUAUUUUACUUCAACGUUUUUGUUUUGAUUGACACGCAAAAGUUUUUCGUCUGUUGAGGUCCACCUCAAUUUUUUCGAGUCAAAGUCUUGCGUUUUUCACACGGCACCUGCAGAAAACCAGCAUACAGCAGGGAUUUUUUACAGCCUCGACGAAAAGCAACAAGGGCAGACUUACGGGACGGGGAAAAAAACCGGACUCGCAGAUUUUUUGAAGCAUACACGACGCCAGGUCAUCUUCGCCCUUCUAGUUUUGCUUGCCGCUCACUGAGAAAGUUCUCAUCCGUCGCGUGACAUCGUGAAACAAUUUUGCGGGGAUCAAGCGAUACGAAGCGGCGGCACCGGACCAAUUACUGAAUCUCCAGACCACAGCGUCUUGGCAUAAAAAAGCAGAGACUUGAUUGCUUCACGUGAAGCUAUGUUCAACCACACGAAAAUUAGCGCCACGCCGAACGAAGAACAGCAAAAAUAUAGUUGCACAAGCCCGGCACACGAGAAGUCAAUGACCGAGAAGAGAUAAGCUAAGUUUUCCACGCUCCUGUAGGACUGCUGCUCCAGCUGGUUGCACCGCGAUUGACAACGAGAAAAAUUUCCCCACGUACUUGAUGUUCAAGCCGAGAACUCUUGGUCGUCCCACCCUGAUCUCAUCGCCUCGGCGUCGUUGAGUACUGCUAGCUGGGGAAUUCGCAGCAGUAUACUGAAUUAGCUCGACGCGGAACAAAAAAACCGUUUUGCCCAAAACGCAAAGCAACGUGGUGCGAGGAAUAUCAUCUCCAAGAGAGCUGCCACCGCUCCUUGUUCGACCGGUUAGGAAGGAAGAGAGGUUCAAAUCCGCUUUCCCAACGAACUGCGGGCUUUUCUACCAAAGUGGAGCAAGAGAGGUGCUCAAAAAGGGAAAUAAAACACCAAGAGGCACCGGUGCUGGAAGAAAGAAGCGAAGAGGAAGAUACAUGCCAGAUCAGGAAAACGUCAUGGCGGAUCAUGAUUGGGAUGCCCCAAGCCCCGGUGCAAAGUCCAGCCGUGAAGAACUUGUAUCUAUUAUAGUUUAAGUUUUUUUUGUCAGCCCCUUGUUGUUUUCGCAUUUGGAAUUGCGGAGGAACAUGUGGUUGCAUUGCUAGAUGAGAUGAUCUUCGUGUAUUUCAUCAAAAAAAUAAACUUCAUCCCUGCGACAGGCACGGGAACCGCUGGCGCCAGAUAACGACUACCGACCCGGAGAUAUCAAGAUAAUACUUCUCGGCGAUUCGGCAGUCGGCAAAAGCAAGCUUAUCGAGCGAUAUCUCUUGAACGCGUAAGAAUUCGUUGUUUUCGACCUCGAAUUGUGAAUGUUAUUGGGAACGAUCGGAAAUUGAUGCUAGGCCAGCCGGACUCACGUGAUGUACUUCAGCGUUGUCAGGAAAAACCCAAACAGGUAUACGAAACACACAGCGUCAACGUUUGCGGUGAACAUAUUCUCACAUACGCACACCGACGCAAAAUCAAAGAAAGACUACCGCAUCGACUUCUGGGACACAGCUGGGCAAGAGCAAUUCUCAAAUCUGCACCCAAGUACAAAUAUGUUUCAUGCUUUUGAUCACUUUCUUCUUCUUGAAGUUCGUGCAAGGGAAAAAACAUAUAAAAAACAGGAAAGCUUUAUUGUAAAAAAGUAUAACAAGACAAAGAAACAAAAGCUGAGGCCAAUAAAGCUUUCCUGUAUCCGUCUCUCUAUAACAGCGCCAAAGAGCAGCGCUGCCCGUCCAGAUGCGCGCAGCAUCUACAGCUACCCAUCUAGAGUCCACAAAAUUGCAAAGAUCCCUGUGAUCAUUUUUUUCCGCCCUUUAGGUUAGAUAGGAGGUGUCAGGGGGCGAGGUAGUGAUAUAGGCGCGCACACCUGAGGACGUAGGCUCCCUUACUAGCUGCAAGUGGGUCAUUCCCGACGGUGGAGCGUGGUUUUAUAUGAGAACCAGGUAAGGCUUCACUGCCGAAACGAUGAAGAGACGUUGGUCCAGCGUAGCACUGUCAAAUGGCGACCGAACCUAUGCACAGCUAAGGUUUUCUAGCCACGGCAGUGUUGCUCACUCCGUACCGGGUCCCGUGCGAGCAACCGUAGCCAGCGAAGUGGAGAGGGAAACCACUGUUCAGACGUUACCGGAGAAAUUUGGUAACGAUUGGAUCCCGGGAGCGCACCCACAGAACUUGUCCAUGGACCUGUGAAGAACACGACGGCAGCGAUCCCCGAUCAUUCUCAUCAAAACUCCGAUCAGAAGUUGCUAUUGUGAUCUUUAUAAGUUUAUGGCUAAGAUUAUGUUUUCAAAAAAAAAAGUUCGUGCAAGGGUCCUGCUGUUCUGGUUUUACAACAGAAGAUCACGAACAAAACAACACGACCGCAGGUUACUACUACGAAGCACAUUGUUGCAUACUAGCGUUCGACGUAACAAGAAAAAUAACGUACAAAAAUCUGGAGAAGUGGUACGAAAAUUUGCGGAACGGCGUCAUGCGAGACAUACCAAUAAUCUGCAUCGCCAACAAAAUAGACUUCGACCCGACCAGCACACAGAAAAAGUAUUGGCUUUUUAUUGAGGUGCUUUUUGAUUUUGGUUCCUUCCUGGAAUGCAUUUUGGCCUGCGCCAAGCAGAAUUAAGUACCGAAGAAUAAGAAUAAGAAAUUUGCCAACGACCCAGGUUCCAGUUUGCAGUGAAGCACAAACUGCCGUUUUUCUACGUGUCUGCCGCCGACGGUACAAACGUCGUGCGCAUAUUCGAAGAAGCCAUUGCCUUGGCCAUCAAGCAGAAGGAAAACCCCGAUAAAGACGACGUACUUGUUCUUUUACGCUCUGUUUAUCAUCUAGAGGAUGGACUCUGGUGGAGGACGUCGCGGAUUUUAUCAACGCAAAAAAAUCAUAAUAUGCAGGUCCUAGACGACAUCAUGGCACUGCUAGCAGAAGACGACAAUGCAGACAUGUUGUAG